Messenger RNA from Xyrauchen texanus (razorback sucker), 4347 nucleotides. Its product is annotated as NLR family CARD domain-containing protein 3-like. The transcript is spliced from 9 exons. Bases 246 to 3365 code for a protein of 1039 amino acids. NCBI's taxonomy places the organism in Eukaryota, Metazoa, Chordata, Actinopteri, Cypriniformes, Catostomidae. The record is from RefSeq and is a predicted model, not a curated record. Gene Ontology annotation, molecular function: protein binding.
GGAAGUCUGUAUUUAAACGGCUGUAUAUUUUGUGGUAGUCAGAAAAAUAAGCUGCAACUUCGGUUUCUGCAUUUCUUUACAGGUGAUUUCCAGCCGAAUCUUCAUAUUCCGAAAAGCCACAAAGGUUUCGUCCUCCAUACAGAAACAACUUUUAAGGGAUCUACGGGAUCGGGUAUGGAAAAGUCUCAAAUCAGUCUCUAAACAGUCAUCAGCAGUCAAAGAAAGGAGGUAGACACUGCCUCAAAAUGAGUCUCAAUGAGGAGAGAGAGGAGGAGAGCAUGCAAUGUACUGAAUCUCCAGCAUCAAGUUGUGUGUCUAUGAAGAGUGAUAAAUCCAUGAGUCGUUCUCCUGAAUUUGGUGAUGAAACAGAGACCUCUGACUCCAGGAUCACCACGAGGAAGAGAAAAAGAGAAUCGUCUCCAGAACCUAGCCAUGUGUCUUUGAAGAGUGACGACUCUAUGAGACAACUCCUUAACUUCAGUGAUGGAGCAGUGACCUCUGACACUUUAUCAGUGAAGUCCAGUCACACCCACAUCAGUCAGCAAAACACAGAAUCUGUCUAUCAGACACACAGACAGUUGGAGGAGACUGAAGACCUUCAGCAGGAUUCUCACCAACCAGUAGAUGAUGUUCUUCAAAGAGUUAAAGACCAACACAAAACCAGCAUGAAAAACAAGUAUGAGAGUUUAUUUGAGGGAAUCAAACAACAAGAGAAUCAAACGCUCCUGAACAGGAUUUACACACAGCUCUACAUCAUAGAGGGAGAGAGUGAAGGGGUGAAUGAAGAACAUGAGGUUUUACACAUGGAGAAAACAGCAAGAACUCAACACUUACAAGACACUCCAAUCUACUGCAAUAACAUAUUUAAACCCUUACCUGAACCAGGAUGUGAGGAGAAGAGAACAGAGCAAAUAAAGACUGUUCUUACUAAAGGCAUCGCUGGAAUUGGAAAAACAGUCUCAGUGCAGAAGUUCAUUCUGGACUGGGCCGAGGGAAAAGCCAAUCAGGAUGUAGACUUCAUGUUUGUGCUUCCAUUUCGAGAGCUGAACUUGAUUAAAGAUGAGCAGUACAGUCUUCACAAACUUCUGCUGGACUUUCAUCCUGAACUUCAUGAUCUGGACUCAAAGAUUUAUAAUGAGUGUAAAGUUGUGUUCAUCUUUGACGGUUUGGAUGAAAGCAGAAUUCCACUGAUGUUUUCAGAUAGUGAGAAAGUUUCUGAUGUGACUGAGACUUCAUCAAUGGGUGUGUUGAUGUCAAACCUCAUCAAAGGAGAUCUGCUUCCCUCUGCUCUCAUCUGGAUCACCUCCAGACCAGCAGCAGCCAAUCAGAUCCCCUCCAAAUACAUCAAGCGUGUGACAGAUAUUCAGGGAUUCAAUGAUCCUCAGAAGGAGGAAUAUUUCAGGAAGAGAAUCAGUGAUGAGCAUCAAGCCAGCAGAAUCAUCUCACACAUUAGAAGAGCAAGAAGCCUCCACAUCAUGUGCCACAUACCAGUGUUCUGUUGGAUCUCAUCCACUGUGCUUCAAAACAUCCUGAAACAAGACGACAGUGCAGAAAUCCCUCAAACUCUGACUGAAAUGUUCAUCCACUUCCUGCUCAUUCAGAUCAAUAUGAGGAAUCAGAAGAAUGAAGAGAGAGAUCCAGAGAAACUCCUGCAGUCCAACAGAGAAGUGAUUGUGAAACUUGCUGAACUGGCUUUCAAACAGCUGAUGAAGGGCAAUGCCAUUUUCAAUGAGGAGGACCUGAGAGAGUGCGGCAUAGAUGUCACUGACGCCUCAGUGUAUUCUGGGAUCUGCACUGAGAUCUUUAAGGAUGAAUCUGUGAUUCGUCAUAGGAAAGUCUACAGCUUCAUACAUCUCAGCUUUCAGGAGUUUCUGGCAGCUUUUCACUGGUUGCACAGCUAUGCGAGUACUACUACAGAAGCGCUAAAAAUGUUUGAUUCAUUGUAUAAUUUGCUGAAAGGAGUAAUAGAUAAAGCCCUUCAGAGUGAAAAUGGACACCUGGAUCUUUUCCUGCGAUUCCUGCUGGGCAUCUCACUGGAGUCCAAUCAGAGACUCUUACAGGAUCUACUGACACACACAGAGAACAGCUCAGAGAGCAUCAAGAAAACCUCACAGUACAUUAAAGACACAAUCAAGAAUGACAAACAUAUCUCCACUGAAAGAUCCAUCAAUCUGUUCCUCUGUCUGCAUGAGAUGAAUGACCAGACUCUGAACAGAGAGAUUAAGGAGUUUCUGGAAUCAGACAAACACUCAGAGAAUAAACUCUCUUCUGCUCAAUGCUCUUCAAUCGCCUACAUGCUUCAGAUAUCAGAGGAGGUGCUGGAUGAGCUGGACCUGAAGAAAUACAACACAUCAGCAGAGGGUAGAAAAAGACUGAUACCAGCUGUGAGCAACUGCAGAAAAGCUCUUCUUGCUAACUGUAAUCUCACCGGUCAGCACUAUGAAAUUGUGGCUUCAACUCUACAAUCAUCAAACUCUGUCCUGAGAGAGCUGGAUCUGAGUAACAAUGACCUGCAGGAUUCAGGAGUGAAGCUGCUCUCUGAUGCACUGAAGAGUAGAAACUGUAAACUGGAGAUACUGAGAUUAUCAGGCUGCAUGGUGACACAGGUCGGCUGCGGUUAUCUGGAUUCAGCUUUGAGGUUAAACCCUUCACCCCUAAAAGAGCUGGAUCUGAGCUACAAUCACCCAGGAGAAUCAGGAGUCAAAUUGCUGUCUGAGAGACUCGAUGAUGCAAACUGCGAACUGAACAAACUCAAUGUGGACCAUAAUGAACCCUUCAGAAUCAAACCAGGACUACAAAAAUAUCACUGUGAUCUCACACUGGAUCCAAACACAGCACAUCCUAGCCUAAAGUUGUCUGAGGGGAACAAAAAUGUGAUACAUGUGGAAGAGGAACAGUCAUAUCCUGAUCAUCCAGAGAGAUUUGUGCACCAGGAGCAGGUUAUGUGUAGAGAGAGUCUGACUGGACGCUGUUACUGGGAGGCUGAAUUUGAGAGAGGAGAGGGUUUAGUAGCAAUGACAUAUAAGGGAAUCAGUAGAAAACAAGGGAUUAAUUGUCGGUUUGGAGUUAAUGAACAGUCCUGGAGUCUUUACUAUAUUAACAGUGGUAAUGUUUAUACUGUCUGGCACAAUAAUAAAACCAUUGAAACACCAGCCCUUACACCUCCCUCUAAAAGAGUAGGAGUGUAUCUGGACUGGUCGGCCGGCACUCUGUCCUUCUACAGCGUCUCUGACACACACACACUCACACACUUACACAGAUUCAACACCACAUUCACUGAACCCCUCUAUGCUGGAUUUAGACUUUAUCCUGAUUCUCCAGUUUCUCUGUGUCAGAUAGAAAACCCUCAGGUGAGAAAUAACUGAAAAUGAUUCAGUCUAGAUGCAUGCAUUGAAAGCCUGAAAAAUAUUUUUCACAGACACAGUAAUGCAAACAGGUGCUGCAAAAAACGAAUCGAUAAAAUCAAUUAUAAUCAAUUUAUAAUAAACAUUGAAUUUCCUUCUCAAUUAGUUGGAUAUGUGUGGCAAGAGAAGUUCUUUCAGUGAUGUCACUUUAUAGCAGUUAAAAAAGUGUUUGCAUGACAUCUAGUUUGAGACAAGACUCUGUUUUAAAACAUACUAUAUUAAUUACAAAUAAUUCAAUUGUAUGUAAUCAGUGACAGUGUGCAAUCAUAUGUAUCAAACACAAUUCUGUUUAAAGCUCAGCAGAAUUAUUAUUUCUAUUCUGGUGUCAACAUUGCCCACUGCUGUGCUGAUUUUUAGUCCCACUCCUUCACAUUUUACAUUUGAACAAUUCAAAUAAAGGUUAAAAGUUUUUAUAAGUAAAAUUGUUUUCAAUACUUCUGAAAAGUAAAUAAAAACAAACAUUCAAACUUCACGGUUCUUUAUUCAGGCUGUUUUUAAAGUACAGUAAAUUGAACUGAAUUGUGAGACGAGUGAGUCAUUACACCCUUAAUCAUUUCUGUUUUUAAAAAAUGCACUUUAAUUAAAUACAGGAAAUAAGAAUGAGUUUUUUUUUCUGAUUAAUCGAUUAACUGAAAAUGAUUGAAGAUGAACCCAUUUUCAUGGUAAUUGUUUGUUGCAGCUCUAAUAUAAACUGUUUUAAAUGUGUUCUAUCUAUUAAAAUAUGUGACAAUGAAGAAGUAAAAAGCCAUAGAUAUACAUUUACAAGGAAAUUUAGUGGCUUUAACUGAAAUGUUUUCAUGGUUUGAGCAUUGAUUUUAUGAAUUAGAUAUGAUGACUUGAAUAUAAAAUGUAUCUAUUUUGUACAUUUACAUUUCUAUGUAUAAUAUUUUAACAUAUACAUAAGUUCAUAUGUGUGCUUGUGUUGUUGUCAAUAAAUAAAUAA